GACUGACUAGUUCUCAUCUGUUGAUCACAGUUAACUUGGAACGUCAAAACAAGGGAAGUUGUCAGCUCUGCUGCUUGCAAAGAUAAUAUCCCUGCAGCCCAGGCAGCAAUUGGAAACUUAGCAGUGGCAGGAAAUAUUCUGGAAGGAAACUAUAAAAAUGGAUUUUACUUUUAUUCUUUCUCAGAAUUAAAAAUGAAAAUAAAAACCACCUUUUAAUAAGCUUUUUGGUCAGCUAAAUAUAUUCUUCCAUAGAUUCCUACUUUCUGGGAUUCUGUAUAGUAAAGGACCUCCUUUACCUAAUUGGAUCUAUAUUAUUGCUUAUAAGUAGGUAUCUUUUUUAUUUUUGUCUACAACUACAGGGAAAAGUAUGAAACAACAGCAGUGAAAUGGGGGGAGGAACUUCUCAGCAGAUAGCAGUAACCAGGUUUUUGCUGCAAAGAAGCCAGAGAGCUGGGCUGUAAGAAAUAUCCAAGGGGUAUUUAACAUGCCUAUCUGUAUUGUUUUGCUACCAACAGUAUGUUAUUGAAGAAGAGAUGCAGAUAUGGACCACGGAAGGUUUAUUUUCUCUUGUUGUUGCUGGUGCUGGGUUUUCUGCUGCUGAUGGUCACAAUUCUGAAUCCACCAUCCCGGGACCUGCACAAAGAGGGGACAUCUCAGCCAUUAAAGGUCAGCUCCAGAGAAGGGUAUCAAGUGGCAUUUCCAGAAACCCAAGAAAUGUUGGAGACUCAGGAGGAGAGCCAGCAGUACUAUCCCAUGGAGGGGUUAUCCCCUUUCAUCUCCCUCCGAGAAGACGAGCUGCUAGUGGCCAUUGAAUCACCCACAGCCAGGAGAAACCACAGCAAGGCUAGGAAAGGAUACCGAAUGGUAAAACAGCAGAGGAAAAGGCAGGAGGAAAAGACUGAUGUCAAGCCAAGGAGGGACCAAGAGUCCCAGCUCAUGUCCUUUUCCCUGCAAGAUGCAGAAGAGGCUGAUGGGGGUGAGCAAUUGGCAAUCUUUGGCCUGGAAACUCAUGGCUUUAAUGAAGCGCUCAGUGAGCGGAUUUCUCUGCGCAGGGAGCUGCCUGAGGUACGGCAUCCUUUCUGUCUGCAACAGGACUAUGACCCCAAUCUGCCUACUGCUAGUGUCAUCAUCUGUUUCCAUGAUGAAGCCUGGUCUACUCUCUUGAGAACUGUGCACAGUGUUAUGGACACAGCCCCGAAGACCGCUCUAAAGGAAAUUAUCCUUGUCGAUGACCUCAGUCAACAAGGGCAUCUGAAGUCUGCCCUGAGCGAAUACAUCUCCAAGCUGGAUGGUGUGAAAUUGAUCAGGAGCAACAAAAGGCUAGGUGUCAUCCGGGGUCGUAUGCUGGGAGCUGCAAGGGCAACAGGCGAUGUGCUGGUCUUCAUGGACUCCCACUGUGAGUGUCACACAGGCUGGUUAGAACCCCUGUUGGGCAGACUAGCCACUGACAGAAAUCACAUCGUGUCCCCUGUCAUAGAUGUCAUCGACUGGAAGACUUUUCAAUAUUAUCGCUCUGUAGACCUGCAACGAGGUGGUUUUGAUUGGAAAUUAGAUUUCCAUUGGGAGCCGCUGCCAGAGCACGAAGAGAAGGUACGCCAGUCUCCCAUCAGCCCCAUCAGAAGUCCUGUGGUGCCUGGUGGAGUAGUGGCAAUGGACCGACAUUACUUCCAAAAUAUUGGCGCUUAUGAUUCCGACAUGACUCUGUGGGGGUCAGAAAACCUAGAAUUAUCUUUAAGGGCCUGGCUCUGCGGUGGUUCUGUUGAAAUCCUUCCAUGCUCACGGGUGGGGCACCUCUUUCGAAAUCAUAUCCCACGCACUUUUUCCAACAAAGAGGCUGCAGCUGAGAAGCCAGACUGCAACAACCGCCUUCAACUGCAAAAGAGACUGGGCUGUCGAAAAUUUCACUGGUUUAUAUCAAAUGUAUACCCCGAACUCCACCCACCAGAGUACAGGUUAAGAUUCUCUGGCAAGCUGUACAAUACUGGUGUUGGCUUCUGUGCAGAUUACAGAUCUGCUUGGGAUGCUGCAGCAGGUCCUAUUGAGCUAUCUCCUUGUAGUGACAGUAUUAACCAGCAUUUUGAAUAUAACAGUAUGAAGGAAAUCCGGUUUGGUUCCACUCUGCAGUUUUGCUUUGAUGUCAGACAUGAGAAGGUUAUCCUUCAAAACUGUACUCAAGAGGCAGAAAAUAGCCCACAGCAAUGGGAUGUCCAGGAGAGUGGAAUGAUUGUCCACAUCCUUUCUGGUAAAUGUCUAAUGGCAGUGAAGAGUGAAGCUGAGAAGGACUUGUCCUUACAUGUAUGUAACAAGAAUGAGAAUCAGCUUUGGCAAUUUGAUCACUCACUUGUGCUAGAUGAGAGAUGACCAACAGGUCUAUGUAAAGACUGUCUCCAAGCCUCACAAUCACUUUCAUUUGGGGUUCAAGAAACACAGAUUCCUGCAUGCAAAAGAAAAUUGUGUGUGCCUGCAGUACUCUUCAGAAGAAGCAAAAAGACCUUGCUUAAAAAGUCUUGCUCAAGGAAUUGCAGCAGGUUCCUGAUUUAGCCAAUUCAAUCUAUAAAUUACUAUUUGUUCUCUUCAACCAGAGCAUAAAGUCCUGUGAGCAUCAGUAGUGACUCUGCAGCUCCACUGCUGCUGAAGUUAAGAAGUUUGCCAUUUUAUGGAAACUUAAAGACAUCUCACCAAAGGGUCUCUCUUUAGCAUAUUCUGAAAGUCUUAAGAAAACAGGAAGAUGAAUCUUUAUGAAGCUUUAGAAACUCUCACAAAGGAAGACCACUUUGCUAGGAUGAGAGUUUAGCCAAGCUGUAUAAUUUACUCAAUCCAUAGAAAACAAAGUAGGUUUUGUCUGUAUCAAAGUACAACAUCAUGACUUGUGUAAAUAAUAGUUAAUAUAUUCAUUUCCAAAUACACUGAGCCAAAUACUCCACUCUUGAUGAGAUUGCAGGGUGUGGACAAAUUAGCACAGAAUCGAGCUAUAUCUUGUUCUUGUUAAAAAUUCCCAUUGAUGUCAAUGGGAAUACAAUCUCUGCCUUUAGCCCAUUGUCUCUUUCUGCCUAAUCCACAAUCUAAAUUGUAUGGGAAAAUGACACCACAGAAAU
Messenger RNA from Pelodiscus sinensis (Chinese soft-shelled turtle), 3095 nucleotides. RefSeq names its product polypeptide N-acetylgalactosaminyltransferase 15 (gene GALNT15). Gene Ontology annotation, molecular function: polypeptide N-acetylgalactosaminyltransferase activity. Gene Ontology annotation, cellular component: Golgi apparatus. The record is from RefSeq and is a predicted model, not a curated record. Gene Ontology annotation, biological process: protein O-linked glycosylation. NCBI's taxonomy places the organism in Eukaryota, Metazoa, Chordata, Testudines, Trionychidae.